Messenger RNA from Harmonia axyridis, 2889 nucleotides. RefSeq names its product ATP-binding cassette sub-family D member (gene ABCD). Gene Ontology annotation, biological process: long-chain fatty acid import into peroxisome; very long-chain fatty acid catabolic process; fatty acid beta-oxidation. The record is from RefSeq and is a predicted model, not a curated record. Gene Ontology annotation, cellular component: peroxisomal membrane. The coding region runs from base 358 to 2583 and encodes 741 amino acids. The transcript is spliced from 6 exons. NCBI's taxonomy places the organism in Eukaryota, Metazoa, Arthropoda, Insecta, Coleoptera, Coccinellidae. Gene Ontology annotation, molecular function: ATP hydrolysis activity; ATP binding; long-chain fatty acid transmembrane transporter activity.
ACAUCUGUCUUCUGUCACUUUCGCCUUUUGCGUUGCGGAGCAACAAGCAGCGACGCCGUCGUGAUAAGGAGACGACGCUAGUCGGAACCGCAAACCGCGUUCUCGUAUAAAUUUCCCAGACGCGUGUUGUUGGUCGAUCAGAGUGGUCUGUUUGUGUCGGCAUUUUCGCGAUUGCUGUGACUGUCAUCGGCUGCUGGGAUCAUUGGGAUUUAAAGUUACGCUGACCAAAUAAUGAUCAACUUCUCAGAGGAAAACUAAAUUAUGACGUACAAAAUACGGAAAAAAACAAAGUAGUGAUCCAACACCGAAAGAGUGACAUUCUACACGAAAUAUACCAAAGCCUAAAAACCGAACAAAAUGCCGGCAGUUGUAUCAAAGUUCUUGGAAAGGGGCGAGACCGCCUUGAAGGUGAACAGGACAGCCAUAUCGGGGGCAGUGAUAGCUGCAGUGAUGUUCACCUACGGUUACAAAGUAGCUUACCCCUUAGUCGACAGAUACUUCCACAAGCCCGAUAAAGAGCAGAUCAACAUCAACAACAACCUAGUCAAGACCAGCAUUAUCCAACAAAACGGCGACCCCAAGACGCAACAAGUUAUCUCCAAGAGGAGCAAGCUGCUUAACGCUAUACCUGGGCUGAACCUCAAGUUCAUCCUGCAAUUCUUCAGAUUGCUGAGGAUAAUGAUACCGGGUGUACUGACGCCUGAGGUCGCACUUUUAUCUGGUCACACAUUGUUCCUUUUCCUCAGGACGUUUCUGAGCAUCUAUGUGGCCAAUCUGGAAGGCGCCAUCGUCAAGUACACGGUAAGAAAAGAGCCGAAGAACUUCAUGAUUCAACUGGCCAAGUGGUUUGCGGUUGCUGUACCGGCGACCUUCAUCAACAGCAUGAUCAGGUAUCUGGAGUCCAAGAUAGCCUUAAGGUUUCGCACGCGACUGGUGGAACAUUCCUACGACCUCUACUUCAAAAACCAAAGCUACUAUAGAGUCACAGUGUUGGAUGGCCGCUUGGACAAUUGCUCCCAACGUUUGACAGACGACAUCGAAACAGUGGCGUCUACCGUUUCUCAUCUUUACGGCCAAAUAACUAAGCCUAUGUUCGACAUAUUACUGAUGGCCAUCGCGUUGGCCAACCUUGUUAAAUCCAGGAAUGCCAACUUGAUAACGGGACCUGUGAUCAUUUGCGGAGUUGUGUUCUUGUCAGCCCUGAUACUCAGGGUAGUUUCGCCAAAGUUCGGGCAGUUGGUGGCUCAGGAGGCUGAGAAAAAGGGUUAUCUUAGGCACGUUCACGGAAGAAUUGUGUCUAACGCUGAAGAGAUAGCGUUUUACGGAGGACAUAAGGUGGAGCAGAGUCAUCUGAGGAGCGCUUAUAGGAUAUUGGUGCAGCACAUGGAACACAUGUUUGGUGUCAAGCUUUGGUUCGUCAUGCUGGAGCAGUUCCUCAUGAAGUACGUCUGGUCUGGUACAGGAAUGUUCGUAGUGUCCCUUCCAAUCCUCUUGGGCGCCAUCAAAACUGGCAAGAUCGACGAUGACGCCUCCGGCAGAGACAAUAUUUCGGAACGUACCCACUACUUCACCACAGCGAAGAACCUACUGAUCACCGGUUCUAACGCCGUCGAGAGGCUGAUGUCAAGCUACAAAGACGUUGUAGAACUGGCUGGGCAUACAGCCAGAGUAGCCAACAUGUUCCAGGUACUGGAGGAGGCCAGUCAAGGCAUCUACCAGAAAACUGUGGUAGAAAAAAGGAAGGAGGUUGGAGGAUUCCAGAUCGAAUUCAAAGGAAAUCAACCAAUCGCCAAAGGUAAAUGGAUUCAAUCCAAAGAUGAGAUAAUCCUUGGAAAUGUUCCCAUUGUAACACCAAACUGCGACGUUGUUUGUCCAAGUCUCAGCUUCCAGCUAAAACCUGGUCAGCAUCUACUUAUCACCGGACCAAAUGGUUGUGGCAAAUCAAGUCUGUUUAGGAUAUUAAGCGGACUGUGGCCUAUUUAUGGUGGAGAGUUACAUACACCCAAAGAUUCUAUGUUCUACAUACCCCAGAGACCCUAUAUGGUAAUAGGAAAUCUCAGGGAUCAAAUAAUAUAUCCUGAUACUUAUGCUGAUAUGAUCAACAAGCAAGUGACUGAAGAUGAUCUUAGACGUAUAAUGCAGAUGGUUCACCUUGAACAUAUAGUAGACAGAGAUACUUUCCAUGAGAUCAAAGAUUGGACAGAUAUUUUGUCUGGUGGAGAAAAACAGAGGAUGGCAAUAGCAAGGCUAUUUUACCACCAGCCUAAAUAUGCCCUUUUGGAUGAAUGCACUUCAGCUGUCUCCAUUGAUGUGGAGAGUAACAUUUAUCAGCAAUCCAUCGAUAUGGGCAUUACACUUCUGACUAUAACCCAUAGGCCCACAUUAUGGAAAUUCCAUAGCCACAUUUUACAAUUUGAUGGGACUGGUGCUUGGACCUUCAACACUUUAAAUGCAGAUGACAGGCUAGACCUCAAGAAAGAAAAGAUGAAUCUCCUGGAAAUUUCCAAGGACCAAAAGUUGCAUUCCAAUGAAAAGGAGAGACUGGACGAAAUCAACAGGCUUCUUGGAGAAGAUGAUAACUAGAACAUCACCAAAAAUAUAUCGGAUCAUUUGCCUCCAAAGAAAACAAAUAACGCAUCACAAGGGGGGCACAGAAAGGAUGACAUUACACAUCAGACAGAUUUUGGGUUGGACUUCUUAGUGAGACUAAGUCAAGUCCCUAACAGAUUUAUGUGAUUUCAUUCAGUUCACUUGUAGAUACGUAGUGCAAGUUAUUGUGAUUUUUAUGUAUUACGUAGAUGUUUUUAUUUUUUAAAUAUUUUAUGAUACCAUCUUAUGUAAGUAUCUGUUCAGUUUUUGAUGGUUUACAUUGAAAAGUACACAAAUAAG